Onychostoma macrolepis is the source of this 4155-nucleotide messenger RNA. It is a transcript of the gene plcd4a, whose product is annotated as phospholipase C, delta 4a. Gene Ontology annotation, molecular function: phosphatidylinositol-4,5-bisphosphate phospholipase C activity; calcium ion binding. NCBI's taxonomy places the organism in Eukaryota, Metazoa, Chordata, Actinopteri, Cypriniformes, Cyprinidae. Gene Ontology annotation, biological process: intracellular signal transduction; lipid metabolic process. The record is from RefSeq and is a predicted model, not a curated record.
UCCAGGCGCUGGCUCGAUGAUACAGCGGGUAGCAGGGACCCCCUUUUAAAGACGCCAGCGCUAUGUGUGUAAACUGAGCUCAGACAUCGAGCUCGGCUGUGUUUUAUUCAUGAACAGAAAUACGAGGAAGGGACAGAGAAGAAGAAUUCCUAAUGGGAGAUGAAGCCAGUGGACAGAGAGACAAAGCAGCCUGAGGGACGGUUUUGACUCCCAAAGACAGAGAGCAGAUAAAAAGUGUAUUUUGAGGACAAAGGGCCCUUGUGGGCAUUGAGUCGCGUGUUUUGCUGUGGAUCUGUGGGUGUGUGGUUGUGCGUCAGAGGGAGGUGUGUUGUGGUACGAUCAGUUGUGGCGAGAUGUGGACAGUCAGUCCGGCUCUGUUGCAGCGGGGGCCACAUUACACCGGCUUCUCCUGAGUUAUGCUCCUCUUCAAAACUCAAAUACAGACCCAACUAUGAGCCCACAGAGGGAGACGCCUAAAAAAUGACAGAACGACAAAUGGCUUCUACUGAAAGGAGCCUACGUAUCCAGGCUGAUGACGACCUGAAGUCUAUGUUUGUUGGCACAGUGAUGAGAAAAAUCAAAUCUCGCACAUGGAAAAAGCAGCGCUAUUUCCGGCUACAAGAAGACUGCAUGACUAUCUGGUACAAGAGCAAGAAAGCAGGAAAUGCACACUCCACCUUUUCUGUGGGUGAUGUGGAAGCUGUGCGGGAAGGGCACCAAUCUGAGGUUCUGCUCAGCAUUGCUGACGAGUUCCCGUCUGACCGCUGCUUCACCCUUGUGUUCCGUGGUCGACGAGGCAACUUGGACCUAGUGGCCGAAUCAGCAGGGGAAGCGCAAUCAUGGAUUAAAGGGAUACGCAAACUCAUCGAUAACCUGGAGAACAUGGGGCAGAGAGAGAAACUAGACCAAUGGAUCUGUGAUUGGUUUAAAAAGGCAGACAAAAACAGAGAUGGACAGAUGAACUUUAAGGAGGUCCAAGAUCUGUUGAAGAUGAUGAAUGUGGACAUGAACGAGCAUCACGCUCUUCGUCUCUUUACGAUGGCAGACAAGUCUCAAUCAGGAACUCUUGAAGAUGAUGAGUUUGUGCUGUUCUAUAAGAUGUUGACUCAGCGCGAGGACAUCCUGCGAGUUUUUCAGGAAUAUUCGGGUGAUGGGCAGAAGUUAACACUCCAUGAUCUGAAAGAUUUCCUACAGGAGGAGCAGCUACACGAGGACGGAGUUCAGCAGUAUGCACUAAAACUCAUUGAACGCUAUGAACCUUCAGAUACAGCAAGAAUGCUACAAGCGAUGACGUUUGAUGGUUUUCUGAUGUACCUGAGCUCACCAGAGGGCUCUAUCUUCAACCCUACUAUGGUGGAACUCUACCAGGACAUGACUCAGCCUCUUUGUCAUUACUUCAUAUCAUCUUCUCACAACACAUACCUUUUGGAAGACCAAAUCAGAGGACACAGCAGUGUGGAAGGCUAUAUACGAGCACUGAAACGUGGCUGUCGAUGUGUAGAAGUGGACUGCUGGGAUGGACCAAAUGUAGAACCAAUUGUCUACCAUGGACACACGCUCACCUCCAAGAUCUUCUUCAAGGAUGUUGUCACUGUACUUGGCAACUAUGCAUUUAAAGCAUCGCAGUACCCUGUCAUCCUGUCCAUUGAGAACCACUGCAGUGUAGAGCAGCAGAAAGUCAUGGCCCAACACCUCACCCAGAUCCUGGGAGACAAGCUGUUGAAAAGUCCUUUAGAUGGAAAGAUUCCCAUUGGCCUCCCAUCUCCUGAGGAUCUGAAAGGGAAGAUUCUGUUGAAAGGAAAGAAGAUAGGUGGAUUAGAGGAUAGCAUGAAUGUGGUGGAUGACCCUUUGAUGGGAGAAGUGAGCGACGAAGAGGAGACUGCUGAAAUUGAAGAUGACCAUCAUCGCAAUGACAGCAUACGGCGUAGAGUCAAGAAAUCCAAGCAGCGUCUCUCCAAAGAGCUGUCGGACUGUGUGGUUUACUGCAAGAGUGUCCACUUUAGCGGCUUUAAACAUUCACAAAUUCACUCCAAGUUUUACGAGAUCUCCUCCUUUACGGAGUCUAAGGCCCGGAAACACGUCAGGGAGACAGGAGCGGAGUUUGUUCUCCAUAACGCUCGUCAACUGAGCCGGGUUUACCCCAGUGGUUUGAGAACUGACUCAUCCAACUUCAACCCACAGGACAUGUGGAACGCAGGGUGCCAAAUUGUUGCUCUGAACUUUCAGACCGCAGGGGUUGAGAUGGAUCUGAACGAUGGCUUAUUCAGUCAGAAUGGACAUUGUGGCUACAUACUGAAACCAGCAUUCAUGCGCAACUUUGACGAGAGGUUUGACCCAGAAAACCCCCAAAACGACGGUUACAAGCCGCUCAGCCUGUCUAUUCAGGUAAUCAGCGGCCAACAGCUUCCCAAGGUAAACAUCAAGGAGGGCUCAAUCAUUGAUCCCCUCGUUCGGGUGGAAAUUCACGGCGUACCACUGGACCAGGCCAAGCAGGAAACCAGAUACAUUGAUAACAACGGUUUUAACCCAAUAUGGCAUGAUACGCUUCAGUUCACAAUUCACGUCCCUGAAUUAGCGCUGGUACGGUUUGUCGUGGAGGACUAUGAUAAAACAUCAAAGAAUGACUUUGUGGGACAGUUCACUCUCCCUUUCACCUGUAUUCAGCCAGGAUAUCGUCACAUUCAUCUCCUGUCUAAGGACGGCACCAGCAUACCUCCUUCCUCGCUAUUUGUUAAUGUCCGUAUAACAAAACUAACGUAAACUGACUUAAUUUAAUUUGGCACGCACGAAAGAAACUAAAAAAUGCAACAAUUUCAAGUCUUCCCAGACAACACUUGUUUUCAGAAUGCUGACAUUCUAAUAAGUACAGUAAAAAUGUAUUAAAAAGCAACAAUGUACAAGUUUAAGGUAAAGUUGUGUUGCUAUAGAUUUAGUUCAUUUGUACGCCAAAUCAUUUUAUAGUUAUUUUAUUUACUGUUAUUAAGAUUUGUGUGAUUGUAAGGUGCUGUAUCUAAAUAUAACUUCAAUGCGAUACAUGGCCAGGUUGUGUUUUAACUUUAAAAUUAAAAGGAAAAUAGAAAAUUAUAUUUGUAUAAGGAAUUCAUCCUAUUUUGGUUUGUUUUUAGGACUAAAAUAUCGAUUGUAUUCCUUAAAUUUUAGGUUGAAAUAUGCACAGCAAAAUAUAAUUUGUCUUGUUUUCCAGGACAAACAUCUAAACGUUCUUAAAUUACGAUACAUUUACUUGAGAUGUCUUCUGAAAAACAAUACCAUAAUUGAGUGAGUUUUUGCUUAAAACAAGAAAAAAAUUUACAAUAAAAAAGAAGGAAAGAAGGGAAACAAUACCAGUGGUGUCAGAAAAGUUGGUUUCCUUUUGAAUUAUUUUUUUAUUUUCUUGUUUAAAGCAAAAACUAAACAUAUUUUGGGACAUUUUUCAAAAAACAAGAUUUAUAAAUGUAUCUUGAUUUAAGAAUGUUUAGAUAUUUGUACUAAAAACAAGACUUUUUUUUGUUUUUUUUUGCAGUGUGACCUGGAUAUUUCAUAUAAGAUUCACCCAAUGUAAUUUUUACCAUGCAUGACAAGCCUUUACAUCUUGCUUUAUGUAUUUUAGAAAUAUUUCAAUAGAAAUAGUUUUGGUUUUUUUAAUCGUACCACUACAUUUCAGUAGUACUUACAGUGGUGUGUGUGUGUUAACUGCUCCUUUGGAAUAAAGUACAGAGAUAAUGGGCUCAAGGGCUCAAUUACAAUCUUACUUUGGCCCUGAAGUGCCUCAGGGGCCAGACUCAGUUACACAAAGAUUCAGAAGGAGGGCAGUGAAAAUUACCCCAUCUGUUCCCACCUCCACCUACAGUACCUGGAUACAGUAUAUCAUCGUAUACAUUUCAAAAUACAUAUACCAGUACUCUUAAAAUGCACCUAAGAUGUAUAAGAGAACUUAAAGUAGAUUAUUCUGAAUCACGUCAAGACAUUUGUUAAGUCAAAUGUAUGCUGCUGGACUAAUAGUGUUAUAUUUUUGUAUUUCUAAUCUGUGUAUGAGCUGGAUCUAUAUACCGUUUUUGUAAUAUUGUUCAGUAACUAUCGGUCAACUGUCUGUUUUGCUUGUGUAUAUAUGUACGUAUGUAUUUAUUUGCCAUAUUCAUCAAAGAAUAAAGAAUUUUG